This is a messenger RNA of Spodoptera frugiperda (fall armyworm), 2816 nucleotides long. RefSeq names its product transmembrane emp24 domain-containing protein 5. Gene Ontology annotation, biological process: intracellular protein transport; Golgi organization; endoplasmic reticulum to Golgi vesicle-mediated transport. The coding region runs from base 203 to 880 and encodes 225 amino acids. The record is from RefSeq and is a predicted model, not a curated record. Gene Ontology annotation, cellular component: Golgi apparatus; COPII-coated ER to Golgi transport vesicle; endoplasmic reticulum-Golgi intermediate compartment. Lineage: Eukaryota; Metazoa; Arthropoda; Insecta; Lepidoptera; Noctuidae. The transcript has 6 exons.
AUAUCCGCCCGGUUGUCAGUCAGUGAAUUAGCACCCCGAUCUCUGACUGUUUAUUUAUUUGCAAAAUUUAAUCGGACGUAUCGCUCGUUUUGUGCUAUUUAUAAACAGAAACAACUCAUACGGGUACUAAAAAUAACUUUACUAACACUCCGUGGUGCCACAACCUGAGUAUUAAACAAUAAAAACGCUUUAUUCCUUUAAAAUGCGUUACUUAUUUCUUACAACUAUAUUUAGUGUCGUAUUUGCUUAUGAGAAAGACAUGACUAUAAUUGUGCAGCCUGGGAAAAUAGAUUGUUUCUUCCACAAAGUCGUGACGGACGAAAUCAUUGAUAUUGAGUACCAGGUGAUAGACUCGACCCACGGCGACCUGGACAUAUCGUUCCAGAUGUCGGACCCGACCGGCCGCAUGCUCGUCACCGACUACAAGAAGCCGGAGAACUCACACAGACACACCGCGACACUGGACGGCGACUACAGAUUCUGUUUCGACAACAGUUUCAGCACUUUUAGCAAGAAAACUGUGUUCUUCGACAUGCUGAUAGAGGGAGAGGAUCCGGAUGAAAGAGACUAUGAUGAUGAUAAGGAGAUGGAACUUGGUAACGCGGCAGAGACCUACAUGAUGCGAGUGCGGGAUAUAUCGGAGUCUGUGACUCGCGUCAAAGACAAGGUGUCGACGGCGCGGCGCCUGCAGGAGCUACACUCCGCACACGAGGCCAGGGAUCGAAACCUCGCUGAGGAUAUGUGUGCCAGAGUCCUGAAAUGGUCGAUAGGCCAUGUUGUACUGAUGUUGUUGGUAGGAAUCACACAGGUAAUAUUUGUAAAAAGUCUGUUCGAAGAUACGAGAAACUAUAGAAAGUUAGUUCCCGGCUUCUCGUCAUGAUGGCAGCAGUGAUGAUCACACUGUCAUAGGUAUGAUGGUUGAUGGUCGAAGGUGGCAAACUAAACAUUUUGUUAAUUAGUCGAGUUCCUCGUCAAACAAGCAUGCAUACUACAUAGCUACAGUUUUAAAUGUACUUUCGGUCUAUAUAUACCGUUAGUAUGAGUUUGCUUUACGUUUAAGCAUAGGCGUAACCAGGUUUUAGUAUCGGGAGGGGUUCAAGAAAGUAAAACGAACAAAACUUCCCUCAUGAACUUAAAAAACAAUCUACAUAAUAUGUAAUAAACAGAUUCAUACAGGGGUUUGGGGGUUUGAACCCCCAACCCGUGGCUACGCCUAUGCGUUUAAGUCUUUGACUGUCGAUAUAAAACUGUUGAAUGCAAAUCCUCCGCUAACGUCGGUCACCGGUGACCACCACGGCGUUCAAUGUGUUAAAGUAAUCGAAACGAGAACGUGUUCGGCGCUCUGAUUGGCCGGCUCGAAUAAACCAACCAAUCAGAGCGCCGAAUGAGUGCGCGUUCACUGCUCUGAUUGGCUGGUGCGAAUGAAUCAACCAACGAGAGAGUCAACGCGUAAAUUCGUACUAAGUGUACUGAUUGGUUGAUUUAUUAAAGCCGGCCAAUCAGAGCGCCGAACGCGGUAACGAUUCUGUCUCGUUAAACGUCAAACAAACUUGUACUAAGCCCUCUGAUUGGUUGGAUUAUUCGAGCGGGCUAGUCAGCGCUGAACGUGCUCCUGUUUCGAUUACUUUAAACGUAUAGCAAACUCAUAUUAAGGGUACUAAAGUCAAACAAAGUCAAAAGUCAAAAUUAUUUAUUUCAAAUAGACCAGGAAUGCACUUUUGAACGUCAAAGCAAAUAUAAUAAUAUUAAUAACGUCUGUCUGUCGGUCAGUCCUCUAGUGAAGCUAUUUGCUCGUUCCAAAGUGUAGAUUCCUAUGGAGAAGAACGAGCAAGAAACUCCAUAGGUUACUCUUUUUCAAUCAGAUUUACAAUACAAUUCUUGGUUACAUUGUUUCGUUGGUUCAAUUUAUUGAAAAAGGAUUAGAUAGAAAAUGUCUAAAAUUUUAGAAAAUAGAUUUAUUUCUUUAAAAAGUCCUAUCGGUCGUGUACCUCAGUCCUAUGUAGAUUAAAAAUAAGAAUAAAUAAUGUAAAUAUUAAAUAACAAAGUAUUAGAAUAUGAUAUUAUUUGUUCGUCACAAACAAACACACAAAUGUUUCCUAUUAAUUAUUAAUAAUAAUUAUUAAUAGUAUGUAUUUAGCUACCAGUUUCAUAUAUCGCUCACCUAGUAAUAUAUUGGCACAUCUGCAAUAAAAUGCGAAAUUGACUUUAUACGGUUUACGUGUUUAAAAGUGCAUAUUAAUCUAUUUAUUUCCAUAUUCAUCGAGAGAGGUCGUAAGUGUCAUUAUACCAUUAUUGUAGUUUCCCCCCUCACGCACGUAAAACAACGGUUCAUUGGUCAGUAAAGUAAAAACUAAAUAAGUCAGGUAAACUAUGAAAACCGUAAAUGUGCCAAUAUAUUACUAGGUGUGCGAUAGGUUCAUGAUUAUAGUUACUGCCCAAUAGAUAAAUAAAUUAAACUAUAAUUUUAUUAUAACUUUCGUGAGACAUACUAAAUUAAUUAUUAUGUUAUCGGCUUACUCACAUAACUGUUUGACGAGGAACUCGACUAGUUUCUAGCCAUGCUGUAGUAGUAGCAGCGCGACAAUCGCCGCGUCGUGUGUCGCGGAAUGUUGCUCAUGAAUAUGAGCCUGUAGCAUGGCUUGAAACUAGUCGAGUUCCUCGUCAAACAGUUACGUGAGUAAGCCGAUAACAUAAUACGUAAGUAACUCAAGAAAGAAUUUAGGGUGACUGGUAAUUAGUGAACGAUAUUUAAACACGUGAUUGUACUCAUGAUUACAAACAACUUUCCCGAAGAAACUUUUUUUGUAUAGUCAUUA